UAAGACAUUAGCGAGCUAAUAAAGAUAAAAGAAUAACAUAUAAAACGCGAAGCGAUCUGCAAAUCUGCAUCAGUAUCCUUGUACCUGGAGAGUCAAGUGCUAGUGUUCACCGCCCUUUAAAAAUGAAGUUCUUUGUAGCUUUGAGUGCCUUGUUGGCUGUAGCCAGCGCAGUUCCCAUCUACGAUGUCAUGCCUGUGCACAGAACUGGCAUCCUGGGAGGAUAUGGAGAUAUCAUGGAUGUCUACAAGACCAUGAAAUACAUGGGUGGUGACAUGAUGGGCAUGACUGGAAUGUUCGACCCCAUGCACAUGCUGUGGACAGGUAUCGGAGGCAUGGACAAACUGGGUAUGGGCAUGUACGGACCUUACCGCCACUACGGACUUAUGGGUAUGGGCAUGGGCAUGAAAGACUGGGACUUCACCGGGAUCUAUCCUCGUAUGUACGACUAUGGUAUGUUCGGCAAGGACAUCGUUGAUGACGUGUACAUGAGGGAAAUGAUGAAGGAGAUGAUGAUGGACAAGAUGCUCUUCAAACACGGAAUGACUACUUUUGACAAAAUGAUGUGCUACCAGCGAUUUGGCAUUGAAAGGUGCAACAUCAUGAUGAUGCACAUGAUGCACAAAAUGAUGCCCUACAAGAUGAUGUACUAAACAUAAAGGGGAGAAAAAAGUCUAUUUUGCUAUGUGGUAGCUAAGUUUGUUUAUAAGUUUACAAUAAACACUGUUUAGCUUAAAGAUCGAAUUUUAUUUUAU
Acanthoscelides obtectus is the source of this 752-nucleotide messenger RNA. NCBI's taxonomy places the organism in Eukaryota, Metazoa, Arthropoda, Insecta, Coleoptera, Chrysomelidae. The record is from the annotation of a GenBank genome assembly.